ACGGCUACCCGAGACAACUACACGUUCGAAAAUAAAUCUUCCAUUCAAGCCCUGAUUCCCGAUCUGUUCGCAACCUUCUUUCGAAUCUGGGACGACCCAGGCUCGACUGAUGACUUCCUCAGCUUCUUCACUCCCGAUGCUCACCUUGUCUUCAGCCCAUCUGUACCUGCAAAAGGCCGGAGUGUAAUUCAACAAUUUAGUGACAACAUGAUCCAUCCUGAAGCGGGGCCUGUCGGGGCUCUCUAGCACACGGUGAACAACUGCCGGUUUCCUACAGAUGCCACGGCCGAGCGCGAGGAAAAAGAAGAUCCUCAUCACUGCAAUAUCUGUUAUAAGCGAAGGAGUGGCCAGAAGGUGGGUGGAAACUUCGCCAGCAUGGUGUUGCUCAAGGACAAUGAGCAAGGAAGACUGGAGGCAACAUUCCAUGAAGUAUAUAUCGAUACACUCGAGCUGAUGAAUUUCCUGACUGAGCUGGAGAAAGACGGAAAAUAA
Messenger RNA from Cladophialophora psammophila CBS 110553, 492 nucleotides. RefSeq lists its product as uncharacterized. The record is from RefSeq and is a predicted model, not a curated record. The annotation marks the transcript as partial. The transcript has a single exon. Lineage: Eukaryota; Fungi; Ascomycota; Eurotiomycetes; Chaetothyriales; Herpotrichiellaceae.